AUGUCGACAGACCAGAAAUCGGAGGAUAAGAUCAAUCAGGAUAUCUCUCUCCGUAACAACAACAUAGAUGAAGAGCAAAAUGAGAUCUCAAAAGAUCUUCCAGCCUACCAAAAUGAUCCUUUCGGAGAUGAAGAAUUUUCAGAUGUCAAGUAUAAGGUCAUGACGUGGUGGCAAUGUGGAAUGAUUAUGAUUGCCGAGACGAUAUCUCUUGGAAUUCUCUCCCUACCCUCCGCGGUCGCAGCGCUGGGUAUUGUCCCUGCUAUAGUUAUUAUAAUAAGUCUCGGCCUCCUUGCCACAUACACCGGAUAUGUAAUCGGCCAGUUUAAGAUGAGAUAUCCUCAUGUCCACAACAUGGCGGAUGCCGGAGAGGUCCUCAUGGGCCCUAUCGGGCGAGAAAUCCUGGGAGCUGCUCAGUUACUCUUCUUGGUCUUCAUUAUGGGAAGUCAUAUCCUAACCUUCAUCGUCAUGAUGAACACCCUCACCGAUCAUGGAACAUGCAGCAUUGUCUUCGGAGUUGCCGGGAUGAUCCUUUCUUUACUCCUUGCGCUUCCACGAACCUUGAAGAACGUUUCUUGGCUGUCGAUAUCAUCUUUCAUCAGUAUCCUGGCGGCCGUGUUCGUCACUAUGAUUGGAAUCGCUAUUCAGCAUCCUGGAAAGGCAGUUGAAAUAACCGUCAAGAGCGAUCUUUACCACGCCUUUUUGGCCGUCAGCAACAUUGUUUUCGCAUAUGCUGGUCAUGUGGCAUUCUUCGGGUUCAUUUCUGAGUUGAAGGAGCCUGCUGGCUACCCCAAGGCCCUUUACCUCCUUCAGGGAAGCAAUACGACCCUAUACACUGUCAGUGCUAUUGUUAUCUAUAUUUACGGCGGAAAGGAUGUUGCCUCCCCCGCCCUCGGCUCUACGGGACCAAUCCUACGAAAAGUUGCAUAUGGAGUCGCUAUGCCAACAAUUGUCAUUGCUGGUGUGAUCAACGGUCACGUCGCUAGCAAGUAUCUUUACGUCCGUAUCUUCCGUGGAACCAACAAGAUGUCACAGCGGACUUUCCUCUCCCUUGGUACCUGGGUCGCUAUUACCGUUGUUCUCUGGGUUAUCGCCUGGAUCAUUGCCGAAGCUAUCCCUGUCUUCAACAACCUUCUCAGUUUGAUCACUGCUCUUUUCGCCAGUUGGUUCACUUAUGGUCUUAGCGGCUUGUUCUGGCUAUUCAUCAACAAGGGCAAAUACUUCUCCUCGCCACGCAAAAUCUUCCUCACUUUCCUCAACUCCUUUGUUUUCGUCGCUGGUGCGACAAUUUGCGGACUUGGUCUAUAUGUGUCCGGCAAAGCGCUUCAUGAUAGCCCGGCCGGAGCCAGUUUCUCAUGUGCAAGCAACGUUGAAUAUUAG
Messenger RNA from Trichophyton rubrum CBS 118892, 1377 nucleotides. RefSeq lists its product as uncharacterized. Gene Ontology annotation, biological process: amino acid transmembrane transport. Lineage: Eukaryota; Fungi; Ascomycota; Eurotiomycetes; Onygenales; Arthrodermataceae. The record is from RefSeq and is a predicted model, not a curated record. Gene Ontology annotation, molecular function: amino acid transmembrane transporter activity. Gene Ontology annotation, cellular component: vacuolar membrane. The transcript has 9 exons. The coding region runs from base 1 to 1377 and encodes 458 amino acids.